Messenger RNA from Gavia stellata (red-throated loon), 1221 nucleotides. RefSeq names its product LIM homeobox 1 (gene LHX1). Bases 1 to 1221 code for a protein of 406 amino acids. Lineage: Eukaryota; Metazoa; Chordata; Aves; Gaviiformes; Gaviidae. Gene Ontology annotation, cellular component: nucleus. Gene Ontology annotation, biological process: neuron differentiation; regulation of transcription by RNA polymerase II. The record is from RefSeq and is a predicted model, not a curated record. Gene Ontology annotation, molecular function: RNA polymerase II transcription regulatory region sequence-specific DNA binding; DNA-binding transcription factor activity, RNA polymerase II-specific. The transcript is spliced from 5 exons.
AUGGUUCACUGUGCAGGCUGCAAAAGGCCAAUCUUGGACCGGUUUUUGUUGAAUGUACUGGACAGGGCUUGGCAUGUGAAGUGUGUUCAGUGCUGUGAAUGUAAAUGCAAUUUGACAGAGAAAUGCUUUUCGCGAGAAGGCAAGCUUUACUGCAAAAACGACUUCUUUCGGUGUUUCGGGACCAAGUGCGCGGGCUGCGCCCAGGGCAUCUCCCCCAGCGACCUGGUCCGCAGGGCGCGGAGCAAAGUGUUCCACUUGAACUGUUUUACGUGUAUGAUGUGUAACAAGCAACUCUCCACCGGCGAGGAGCUCUACAUCAUAGACGAGAACAAGUUUGUCUGCAAAGAAGAUUACCUAAAUAACAGCAAUACUGCCAAAGAAAACAGCCUGCAUUCAGCCACCACCGGCAGUGACCCCAGCCUGUCCCCCGACUCCCAAGACCCCUCCCAGGACGACGCCAAGGACUCGGAAAGCGCCAACGUGUCCGACAAGGAGACGGGCAGCAACGAGAACGACGACCAGAACCUGGGGGCCAAGCGGCGGGGACCCCGCACCACCAUCAAAGCCAAACAGCUAGAGACUCUGAAAGCCGCCUUCGCGGCCACCCCCAAACCCACCCGGCACAUCAGGGAGCAGCUGGCGCAGGAGACCGGCCUCAACAUGCGGGUCAUCCAGGUCUGGUUCCAGAACCGGCGCUCCAAGGAGCGGCGCAUGAAGCAGCUGAGCGCGCUGGGCGCCCGCCGGCACGCCUUCUUCCGCAGCCCGCGCAGGAUGCGGCCGCUGGUGGACCGGCUGGAGCCCGGGGAGCUCAUCCCCAACGGGCCCUUCUCCUUCUACGGAGAUUAUCAAAGCGAGUAUUACGGCCCUGGAAGCAAUUACGAUUUCUUCCCGCAAGGACCUCCCUCAUCUCAAGCUCAGACGCCGGUGGAUCUCCCCUUCGUGCCCUCCUCGGGGCCGUCAGGCACUCCCCUGGGGGCCAUGGAUCACCCCCUGCCCGGACAUCACCCCUCCAGCGAGGCCCAGCGCUUCACUGACAUCAUGUCGCACCCCCCCGGAGACUCGCCCAGCCCCGAACCCAACCUGCCCGGGUCCCUGCACUCCAUGUCGGCCGAAGUUUUUGGCCCCAGUCCUCCGUUUUCCUCGAUAUCCGUCAACGGUGGUGCUAACUAUGGCAAUCACUUGUCACAUCCACCAGAAAUGAAUGAAGCGGCUGUGUGGUAG